Molecule: messenger RNA, 8871 nt
Organism: Rattus norvegicus (Norway rat)
Lineage: Eukaryota; Metazoa; Chordata; Mammalia; Rodentia; Muridae
Gene: Adcy10
Product: adenylate cyclase 10
Biological process (GO): intracellular signal transduction; regulation of intracellular pH; epithelial cilium movement involved in extracellular fluid movement
Cellular component (GO): perinuclear region of cytoplasm; cytoskeleton; motile cilium
Molecular function (GO): adenylate cyclase activity; bicarbonate binding; magnesium ion binding
Source: RefSeq, a predicted model, not a curated record
AUGCCUCAAGGAACUGUGGAUAGCACCAACGUUGUUUUCUACCCUUUGUCCAUAAUAAAUCCUACUUGGUCAUACGUCCCUCCAGCUUUAUCUUUUAGUUAAGCAAAAUGUAAGAGCAAACACAUUCAAGCAAACAGAAACAUGGUCAAAGGGUUAAAAACUCUGUUCACUAGUGUGGGAUGGUCGAGUGGCUGCAAAUGGAAGGACAGAAUGUCCAAGGGCGAAAGAGACACAGUAGAAUGACUAGCAAAAUGGAUUAAACUGUGUUAAAACAUUCUAACUGGACCUUCUUUCAUCACUAGAGAUUUUUAAGUCAAAUGGUUGUAGUGAUGAACUGAGACAUUUUGUUGUUCUAUUUUUUGCUGUUUGUUUUCUUUAAGACAGAAACUUGCUAUAUAUAGCCUAGGGUAGCCUCCAACUCUCCUCUCCUGACUCAGUCUCUUAAGUGUGGAGAUUACAGAAAUGUGCUACCAUUCCCAGCUUGAGAUAAUGUUAACACAGCCUGGCUGAUAGAGUAUCAACCUUUUCAUUACUUCAGUAAUUGAUAUAAUAGAGCACAAAAGGCUCUAGAGUCCGUCUAGCCUGACCUUACAUCGCAGUUCUCUUAUUUCUAGGCUGACUUUGGUAACUAAGUGUCUGUGGAGCACUUGCAACCUAGCUAGGCUUUCAGUAUCUGCUUGGAAUCUUUGCUUCAGGGUCUAGGACACUCUGGGCAUGGGUUACACUGGAAAAUUACCAUUCUAUUGACUUGGCCUUAAUUUUGAAGUACUGAACUAAAACUAUCAGUAAAACAAGUCUUCAUUAGUACCAUGAGUCAGCAAAGCAAAGUAUUUCAAUAUUUGAAGAAAUGAGAGACCUUUUCAGUAGUUUGAAUCCAAGACUUGUGCAUGAGAAACGCACUAACACAAGCAAAGGACCUUUAAGAUUAUACUGUAUGACAGGGUUAGAGAGACAGCUCAGUGGGUAAGAGUGCUCACCGCUCUUCCAGAGCGCCUGGGUUCAGUUCCCAUCAUCCACAUUGCUACUCACAGCCAUCUCUAGCUCCAGUUCCAGGGAUCCAGAGCCUUCCAGCCUUUCUGGGCACUGCACACUCUUAGUGCAGACAAAACACUCGUCCCUUAUAAUCUGUCUUUGAGGAGGAAAGGCUAGAGAAUUGGGUGUGGGCAAAAGUGAAAGGCUUCUGAACAGUCAUUACUACUUUUCAUAAGGCAUAUUUAUCUGUUUGCCGUAUGUGUACAUGUGUUUCCAAGAGUAAGAAAAAACAUGAAGUGUGGCACAUACUGAAAAAACUUAGUAUAUGUUAGCUGCAGACAUGUGCUGCACAGCUGCAAUCCCAACAUUGGAAAGGUGUUACAUAGUUGUAAUUCACACACUUGGGAUGGAUGGAGGCAUGAGGUUGAGAGUUCAAGGCUCAUCUCAGCUACAUGAAACGCUGUCUCAAAAAACAAAUAAUAAGCUUGGUGGUGAUACCUUCAAUCCCAGCACUCAGAGGCAGGCCGACCUCUGAGUUUGAGGCCAUCCUGCUCUACAGAGUAAGUUCCAGAACAGCCAACAAAGGUACACAGAGAAACCCUGCAUACGAAAACUAUACUGAUUCAUCUUGCAGCUACUCUGGUAAAGACUUACAAGAGUUUCCUUCCUAAGGCGUCUAUCAUUGUAGGCGCUGAACUCCGUGAGAGGAACUUCCACAGUAGCACAAGUCAGCAUGUGAAUUGUGUGUCAAGCUUCUCUGCCAAGUCCUUGUAGACAGCUUUGGAGUAAGCUUUCUUAGUGCCACUGAGAUUCUAACUCAGCCGUGCCACGCUGACUGUGACUCUCCUCUGGGAGUUAAAGAUGAUGAUUAAAAGGGAUAGCCCUGGAUAAUGGAGUUGUUAUAAACAGUCACAGAAAUGACAUUUUAGCACCAUGUCUGGCUCGUGCCACGUACCUAAUGUAAGAAAGUUCAGAAAAUGCUGUUUCAUUAGAAAUAGAUCCAAGAACCCUUUAUGGAUUCAGGAGGUUUUUAAUAUCCCUUAAGUUUUUCUGUGGCUUAGCACCCACCCCAAGGGAGCACUGAUAGAAGGUACAGGAUACCGCUUGUUUUUUCCAGAGCGAGCAGAUUUCCUUUUAGGUUGUAAAAAUGAUAGUGAAAGGUUAAAUGCUAACCAAGAUUGACCUCAACGCUCAGACGCUCUUUAAAGCAAGUCAGUGCUAGAGCUUCUUUGAGUAACAAAACGGGAAGAGAAGCUCUGACAUUCACCAGCCAAAAGACCCUGAGACUGGGUUCAGCAACAUAAGCAUAAUUGACCUUUUCCCCCUUCAGAUGUGUGUUUUUACAUUUCGGAAUACAGUACAUUUAACUACUAGAAUGGACUUUGAGAGUAUUCACAUACACCAGUUAGUUUUUUGUUUAAGUUUUAAAUAUGUGCCCUGUCUUAGUCACAGUUUCUAGUGCUGCCAUGAAAUGCUGUCACCAAAAGCAAAGUUGGGGAAGAAAGGUUCAUUUGGCUUUGCACUUCCAUAUUCCACGUCUUAGUCCAUCAUUGAAGGAAGUCAGGAUUCAAACAGCAGCAGUGUGGAAGCAGGAGAGGAUGAAGAGGCAUGGUGCUGCUUCCUUACUUGUUCACCUGCUUUCCUACAGAACUCAGGACCACCUGUCAAAGGGUGGGUCCAGCACAGCAGGCUGAGUCCACCCACAUCAACCACUAUAAGGCCUCACAGGCUCGUCUACACUCUACAUCCCAGCCAAGUAGAGGCGUUCGUUCAACUGAGGUUCUCACCUCUGAUGACAAUACCUGUGUCAAGUUGGCAUAAAACUAACUAGGACAGCCCCUUUAAAACAUACUCUGACAGUGUCCCACUGGAUUGUGAAAACUUAAAUUCUUAUAGGGCCUCAAAUUUUAACUGAUCUUUAAAUUUAGAAGUACCCACAUAACUAUUAAAAAACACGUAUAAUUUGUCAACUUUUUACCUCACAAGUAGUAAAUUCAUUAAAACUGGUAAAAUUCAUUGCCCUGAUAAUGUGGUCACUCCAACAAGUGCUCCUUGUUUAUCCACCAGCACCAGCAGAUCCUAAAACCAUAGAUAAUACCAAAUGCUGAAAUACUGUUCGUCUAUACACAUCUAUGACAGUUCUUAAUGACAACAGUAAUAAGAUGGUACCACUGUGGCAAAAUGCUGACAAAUCUGCCAUGCCAGUCAUUUAUACAGAGUGAAUACGCUGGAUAGGAGGAUUAUUUUGUCACAGACAGGAUAGAGAGAGAAUUAUGCUGCUGAGUACUGUAAUUUCAGAAUAAAGAGUAUUUCUGUACUUUUCCAUUCAUAUUUUCAGACCACAGUUGAUCAGUGGUAACUAAGCUUGCAUAACAACACCAAUGAUGUGGUGAAACUACUGUAUUGGCUAAACUUGGGUGCUUGCUUAAGAGACUUUUCUUUUGAUGUUCGUCACCUAUCAACUGUGACCUAAUUUCAGUCACCCUCCCCAUGAUCAAGAAAAGAGAUUUGUAAACUAUGGGGCUAUUUCAGUCUUCCUCAACUGUCUCACAUGUCCAGACAUGAGAACCUGAGAUUGAGCCAAGCCAGUCUUCCAAGAGCAGUAGGCCACUCAUAGUGUUGGGGGAGGGGAAAGGUGACUCCAGCCAAUCAGAAGCAUGGUCAGUGCACGUGAAACAAUGAACUUCUGAUGAGGGUGUGGCCUGGAAAACGGCUUUUUGACAAAACUGUCAUUUGAUGGGUCAGGUAUGGACAGACAUGGCACUUCUGCUGUCUUCAAAAUAAUAACACCAGACCCCCUUCCUGUUCUCUACAUUCCUGAAAGAUCUAGUCUAAUCUAGGCUCCAACUUUUCCUCCGUCUUGGAGAACAGAGAUGACCAAAGUUCAGUUUCCAGCUCACAACUGCCUGAAAGUCCAGCUCCAGAGGAUCUGACACACUUUUCUGGCCUCCAUGCAACACAUGUUGCACAAAAACAGACACACACACAUACAGAGACCUCCUUGGGGAGACAGCUUCCUGGCACUGAAAAAUCCUGACCACUGUCCUUGAACAUGAGUGCCCGAAGGCAGGAAUUACAGGACAGGGCAAUCGUCAAGAUAGCUGCUCACUUACCGGACCUCAUUGUCUAUGGAGAUUUCUCUCCCGAGCGGCCGUCAGUGAAAUGUUUUGAUGGAGUUCUGAUGUUUGUCGAUAUUUCAGGCUUUACUGCAAUGACUGAGAAGUUCAGCACAGCCAUGUACAUGGACCGAGGAGCCGAGCAGCUGGUGGAGAUCCUCAACUACUACAUAAGUGCGAUAGUGGAGAAAGUACUGAUUUUUGGAGGAGACAUCCUAAAAUUUGCAGGUGACGCCUUGUUGGCCCUGUGGAAAGUGGAACGAAAGCAACUGAAGAAUAUCAUCACGGUGGUAAUUAAAUGCAGCCUGGAGAUUCAUGGCUUGUUUGAAGCCAAGGAGGUUGAAGAAGGCCUGGAUAUUCGAGUUAAGAUAGGACUGGCUGCUGGCCACAUCACCAUGUUGGUCUUUGGGGAUGAAACACGGAACUACUUCCUGGUGAUUGGCCAAGCGGUGGAUGAUGUACGCCUUGCUCAGAACAUGGCUCAGAUGAAUGAUGUUAUUCUGUCACCAAACUGCUGGCAGCUCUGUGAUCGGAGCAUGAUUGAAAUCGAGAGGAUUCCGGAUCAGAGAGCAGUUAAGGUUAGCUUCUUAAAACCACCCCCAACUUUUAACUUCGACGAGUUUUUUGCCAAGUGUAUGGCCUUCAUGGAUUAUUAUCCUUCUGGUGACCACAAAAACUUCCUAAGGCUUGCCUGCAUGCUGGAGUCUGAUCCUGAACUCGAGUUGUCUCUACAAAAGUAUGUGAUGGAAAUCAUUUUGAAGCAGAUUGAUGACAAGCAGCUUCGGGGCUAUUUAUCUGAGCUUCGUCCUGUGACGAUCGUGUUUGUGAACUUGAUGUUUAAAGAGCAAGACAAAGCAGAAGUCAUAGGAUCAGCCAUCCAAGCUGCCUGUGUGCACAUCACUUCCGUCUUGAAGGUCUUCCGAGGCCAGAUCAAUAAGGUCUUCAUGUUUGAUAAGGGCUGCUCCUUCCUCUGUGUCUUCGGUUUCCCUGGGGAAAAGGCCCCUGACGAGAUCACUCACGCUUUGGAAAGUGCCGUGGAUAUAUUCGACUUCUGCUCUCAGGUCCACAAAAUCCGUACUGUCUCCAUCGGCGUCGCCAGUGGGAUUGUCUUCUGUGGGAUCGUUGGACACACUGUGAGACACGAGUACACAGUCAUUGGCCAAAAGGUCAAUAUUGCUGCCAGGAUGAUGAUGUAUUACCCAGGCAUCGUGACCUGCGACUCUGUCACAUACGAUGGCAGCAACCUGCCAGCCUACUUUUUUAAAGAGCUUCCAAAGAAAGUCAUGAAAGGAGUUGCGGAUCCCGGACCAGUGUAUCAGUGUCUGGGCCUCAAUGAGAAAGUCAUGUUUGGUAUGGCCUAUCUCAUCUGCAACAGAUAUGAGGGCUACCCUUUGCUGGGUCGUGUUAGGGAGAUCGACUAUUUCAUGUCUACUAUGAAGGACUUUCUGAUGACGAACUGCAGCCGAGUUCUAAUGUAUGAAGGAUUGCCAGGAUAUGGGAAAAGCCAGGUACUUAUGGAAAUCGAGUAUCUGGCCUCCCAGCAUGAGAACCAUAGGGCUGUUGCUAUUGCACUGACUAAGAUCAGCUUCCAUCAAAAUUUUUACACUAUCCAGAUACUCAUGGCUAACGUACUAGGUCUGGAUACUUGUAAACAUUACAAAGAACGACAGACCAAUCUUCAAAAUAGAGUCAAGACGCUGUUGGAUGAUAAAUACCACUGUCUCCUUAACGACAUCUUCCAUGUUCAGUUCCCCGUUUCCCGGGAGAUGUCCAGGAUGAGCAAGAUAAGAAAGCAGAAGCAACUGGAAGCUCUGUUUAUGAAGAUCCUGGAGCAAACAGUGAGGGAAGAAAGGAUUAUCUUCAUCAUCGACGAGGCCCAGUUUGUGGACGUAGCCUCCUGGGCCUUCAUAGAAAAGCUCAUCCGGUCCAUGCCCAUCUUCAUUGUUAUGUCCCUGUGUCCCUUCCCUGAAACUCCCUGCGCAGCUGCCAAUGCCAUAAUGAAGAACCGGAACACCACCUACAUCACACUUGGUACCAUGCAGCCUCAGGAAAUCCGGGACAAGGUCUGUGUUGACCUGAGUGUAAGCAGCAUCCCCAGAGAGCUUGACUCGUACCUGGUGGAGGGGAGCUGCGGGAUUCCGUAUUACUGUGAGGAACUGCUGAAAAACCUCGACCACCACAGAAUUCUCAUUUUCCAACAAGCAGAGGCUGAGGAAAAGACAAACGUGACCUGGAAUAACCUGUUCAAGUACUCUGUUAAGCCGACAGAAGACAUGUAUCUGUAUACUUCCAUAGCCGCGGGACAGAAAGAAGCCUGUUACCUUACAAGUGGUGUCAGACUAAAGAACUUGUCACCUCCAGCAUCGCUCAAAGAAAUCUCUCUGGUUCAACUGGACAGCAUGAGCCUUUCCCAUCAGAUGCUGGUGAGGUGUGCUGCUAUCAUUGGUCUAACCUUCACCACAGAGCUGCUGUUUGAGAUUCUCCCCUGCUGGAACAUGAAGAUGAUGAUCAAGGCCCUGGCCACCCUAGUGGAAUCAAAUGUCUUUGAUUGCUUUCGGAGUAGCAAAGACCUUCAACUAGCCUUAAAGCAAAACGUGACCACGUUUGAGGUUCAUUAUCGCUCUUUGUCCCUGAAGUCCAAGGAAGGGUUAGCUUACAGUGAGGAGGAGCAGCUCCGUGAAAUGGAAGGAGAGGUGAUUGAAUGCCGCAUCCUUCGGUUCUGCAGACCCAUAAUGCAGAAGACAGCCUACGAACUGUGGCUCAAGGACCAGAAGAAAGUCUUGCAUCUGAAAUGCGCCCGCUUUUUGGAGGAGAGUGCCCAUCGGUGCAACCACUGCAGAAACAGAGACUUCAUUCCUUACCACCACUUCAUAGCGGACAUUCGACUCAACACUCUGGAUAUGGAUACUGUCAAGAAGAUGGUGAAGUCCCACGGAUUUAAAACUGAAGACGAGGUCAUCUUUUCUAAAUCAGAGAUCCCCAGGAAAUUCAAAUUCCCCGAGAACAUCAGCAUCACAGAAACAAGGGAAAAAAUCUUGCAUUUCUUUGACAAUGUUAUCAUAAAGAUGAGGACGUCUCAGGAUGAUGUCAUCCCUCUAGAAUCGUGCCAUUGUGAGGAGCUGCUCCAGAUUGUCAUCUUGCCUCUGGCCCAGCAUUUCGUAGCCUUAGAAGAAAACAACAAAGCCUUGUACUACUUCCUAGAACUUGCAUCUGCCUAUCUCAUCCUGGGAGACAACUAUAACGCAUACAUGUAUUUGGGUGAAGGGGAAAGGCUGUUGAAAUCUCUGACAAAUGAAGAUUCUUGGAGUCAGACCUUUGAAUAUGCUACGUUUUAUAGUCUCAAAGGUGAGAUCUGUUUUAAUAUGGGACAGAUGGUGCUCGCCAAGAAAAUGCUGAGAAAAGCACUGAAGCUUCUCAACAGAAUGUUUCCCUGCAAUCUACUCUCCCUGACUUUCCAAAUGCACAUUGAGAAAAACAGACUCUCCCACUUCAUGAACCAGCAUACCCAGGAGGGCUCGCUGCCAGGGAAGAAGCUGGCCCAACUUUUCCUGCAGUCCUCCUGCUUCUCCCUGCUGUGGAAGAUCUAUAGCUUGAACUUCUUUUUCCACUACAAGUACUAUGGUCGUCUGGCAGCAAUAAUGCAGAUGAACACCUCGUUAGAAACUCAAAACAAUUUCCAGAUCAUCAAGGCUUUCCUGGACUUUUCCCUGUACCGCCAUCUGGCUGGAUACGAGGGCGUGUGGUUCAAAUAUGAAAUCCUGGUCAUGGAGCAGCUCUUGAACCUCCCCCUGAAAGGCGAAGCCUUUGAAAUCAUGGCCUAUGCAGCCGACGCACUGGGCCAUAUCAAGUUCUUAACCGGUCAUCUGGACUUGGCCAUUGAAUUAGGCUCCCGAGCUCACAAGAUGUGGUCACUUCUCCGGAAUCCCAACAAAUACCAUAUGGUUCUCUGCAGACUGAGUAAACCUCUUUUCUUGAAGAGCAGAUACAAGCAUUUGGUCCAGGUGCUGGGAUGGUUGUGGGACCUUUCUGUAACAGAGGAGCACAUCUUCAGCAAGGCAUUUUUCUAUUUCGUCUGCUUGGACAUCAUGCUUUAUUCUGGCUUCAUUUACAGAACAUUUGAAGAAUGUUUGGAAUUCAUACACCACAAUGAAGACAACAGAAUCCUCAAGUUCCAAAGCGGACUCCUCCUGGGACUUUACUCCUGCAUAGCUGUCUGGUACGCCAGACUUCAGGAAUGGGACAACUUUUACAAAUUUUCCAAUAGAGCGAAGACUUUAGUGACUCGAAGAACCCCAACGGUCCUUUACUACGAAGGAAUUUCUAGGUAUAUGGAAGGGCAAGUCCUCCAUCUUCAGAAGCAAAUAGAAGAGCAGGCCGAGAAUGCUCAGGACAGUGGGGUGGAGCUACUCAAGGCCUUAGAGACCCUUGUGGCUCAAAAUACCACUGGCCCCGUCUUCUACCCCAGGCUCUACCAUUUGAUGGCCUAUGUCUGUAUACUGAUGGGAGACGGGCACAGUUGUGACUUCUUCCUAAACACAGCCUUGGAGCUCUCUGAGACACAGGGGAAUUUGCUGGAGAAAUGUUGGCUGAGCAUGAGUAAGGAAUGGUGGUACUCAGCCCCCGAGUUGACAGGAGAUCAAUGGCUUCAGACAGUCUUGAGUCUCCCAUCGUGGGAUAAAAUUGUAUCAGGCAACGUAACCCUUCAGGAUGUUCAAAAGAACAAAUUCUUGAUGAGAGUUAAUAUUCUGGACAAUCCUUUCUAAUAAUUAUGAAUGAGAACAAA